This is a messenger RNA of Larimichthys crocea (large yellow croaker), 2716 nucleotides long. RefSeq names its product synaptonemal complex protein 1 (gene sycp1). Gene Ontology annotation, cellular component: transverse filament; central element; male germ cell nucleus. The transcript is spliced from 25 exons. The record is from RefSeq and is a predicted model, not a curated record. NCBI's taxonomy places the organism in Eukaryota, Metazoa, Chordata, Actinopteri, Sciaenidae. The coding region runs from base 113 to 2275 and encodes 720 amino acids. Gene Ontology annotation, biological process: lateral element assembly; meiotic DNA repair synthesis; synaptonemal complex assembly. Gene Ontology annotation, molecular function: double-stranded DNA binding.
AUAGAACAGGCGAAUUCCUGCUCGCGCCCCCGUAUGGCGGUGAGAUUUAAACCGUUAACGUUUUAGCGGUAACCAACGGUAGUAAACAGCUUUUAACGUUAGCAAUAAGAGGAUGGAGAGAGACAGGGGUUUUAACUUCAAACUGUGGGUACCUCCGAGAGUAAGUAACAGACAGGGUUACAGUAAAUGUUCUGACAAAGAGCAGCGCAUACCUUCCCCCAAUAUAAGCAUGGUUGCACCAACUAAACCAACCAGACAAGACUUCCCCAAGAUGAAAGUCGUGCCACCAAUGGAACAAGACGAGAAUAAUUGCAAUCCUGGACAGCUUUAUUCCAAGCUGUUAGAUGAAGUUGAGAAAAUUAAGUGUUGGAAGAUCAAAGCUGACGCUGACACCGCGCAAAAGGAAAGGAGACUCCAAGAAAACAAAAGAACAAUUGAAACUCAGCGCAAAGCCAUUCAUGAAUUGCAGUUUGGAAACGAAAGUCUCAGUGUGAAGCUGGAGGAACAGAUCAGUGAAAAUGAGGAUUUGAGAAACAAGAACAACGCAACAAGGAACUUGUGUAAUCUCCUCAACGAUACUUUUCAGCGGACAGCUGCGAACAUACAUUUAUUUGAAUCUGAAAGAGAAGAAACACAUCAUCUCUUUAUGGAUAACAGUGAAAAUGUUCAGAAACUAAUUGCAGCAUUCGAAAGCCUUCGUAUUCAAGCAGAAGCUGAUCAACAAGAGAUGCAGAAAGUCAAAGAGGCCUUGCUGCAGUUUGAAGAUCUAAAAGAGAAAUACCAUCAGGAAUAUAACCUGAAAGAAAAAGAGGUUUCUGUGCUUCAAACAAAACUCAAGGACACUGAGAAUGAACUGCAAAAAAUCCUGCUCGACUUCCAUGAAGCCCAGACGCAGUGCAAACAGCUUCAAGAGGCAACAAAUGAGCAACAGGAACUUCUCAAAAGCUCAAAAACCGAACAGGAGUCCCUUCUUCAACAACUGCUCAACGCAGAGCAGUGCUAUGAAGAAGCUGAGAAAAAAUAUGAAGCUAUUGCGGCAAAGCUGGAACAGAAUAAAGAAGAGUAUGCAAGGACGAUUCAAAGCAGAGACUUAAACUUGGAAGAGCUCACCAGAGUUAAAGAUCAGCAAGCAGAGAAGAUGGAGCAGAUCCAGACAACUAAUCAGGAGCUACAGAAUUCACUUGCCUUAGAGAUACAGAGAGCCAGUGAACUUGAGGAUAAACUCAUGUCAAACAACCAGGAACUUGAAAGGACAAACACACUUUUAGGAGAGACCAUGGAGCAGAGUGCAAAGAAAGAUGGGCAGAUCAAAAUCUUUGAAGAUGAACUGAUCAAAGUGCAUGAGCUGCAGGAACAGUUCAAGUCCAAAUCAGUCAUUGCAGCAGAGCUUGAGAAUGAGGUACAGAAGCUCAGAUUAACAGCAGCAGAUGCCAUCAAGAACAAAGAAGACACAGAACUGAAGUGUCAACGCAAGAUAGCAGAUAUGGUCGCCCUGAUGGAAAAAUACAAGAGUCAGUAUGACCGGAUGGCUGAAGAAAAGGAUGUAGAACAUGAUGAGAACAAGAAGAAAGUGAUGGAGGCUAUUGCUUGUCAGAAAUCACUGGAGUUGGAUAUCUUGAAGCAGAGGGUGGAUAACGAUCAGCUGAAGGAGCAGCUGAAGACAGAAGUGACAGAGAAGGAAAACCUGCAGAAGGAGCUAACUGAUCUGAAGAAAGAAAUUACAUCAUUGAAAAUGACUCAGCUGUCAGCAGUAAAAAACAAGCAGUCACCUGCUGUGAACAGUAAACAAGUGAGAUGUUCAGGGACCCCAAAAGAGAGUUCUUCAAAGGUGUUUGACUUCUCCAAGAGCAGGAAAACUCUGUCCUGCAGCCAAGAUGGAAGUGCAGCAUUUAUGAAGAAAUCUGUUAAAGAAUUUGACUCUGAAUCCAAAAGAAGUGGAAUAUCACCAAAGAUCAAGGAAAUUCACAUUGAAGACCUGAAAAUCGCAAAAAACAAAAAAAACAGGGUGGAAGGAGCAUCAAAGAUCAAAUCCUAUAGGAUCAAGACACCCCCUCCUUCUCAGACAGCACACUGGGAGAAGAGCGUCAUAGAGCUCGACCCGAAGUCUGACAGCUCUGAUCAAGCCGAUCUCUUUGUCAAGUGCCCUGUCACUCACAAAUCCCCAGGGAACUCUUUGAAGCUAGCUGCAAUAAAAAGGAUGAGAGAUGCUGGUUGGACUGCUGUGAUUGGCUGUGACAAGAAAAAAAAGAAGACCAUUGAGAAGAUCUUUGCAUAAAUGGUGCUGUUACAGUUUUAGGUGUCCAUGUUUAAAUGUUCAUAACAUGCAUACAUCGCACGGUUAGGAAUCAAAUAGACAAUAAUUGUAUUAGCAAGAGGCACAUUUAUUUCUUAACAUGCAUAGAAAGUAUUGCUGUGGAUCAGUUAAACAUCGUUCUUACCAGAAAGAUUUAGGUGUUCGUGUUCCAGUUCAUUUUGGAUUUAGAAUUAGAUUUUAAGUGAUUGUCAUGUUAUCCUCUCCACUUUGAACUUUGUUGUAUGUAAUAAUUUGUCUUUACCGGUGUUCACAUGAAAUCUCAAUGGUUCUGCAUAAGCUUAUGUUGUUGUUGUGGUAAAUGUGUAGUUCUUCUGUAUUACUAUCUUAAUAUACAGUAUAUUAAUGUAUUCCUGUGUCCUAGCAUUGAAAGUGAUUGAAGUAAAUUUGACAGCAUUGUCCUUG